AAAAAAGAAAAAAAAGGACUGAUAAAUCAAACCGGCGUGAGUGAGACAGAUGCUCAGCAUCACUUUUGUUGUGUCUGUCCGUCCGUCCAGAGGCACGUGCCCGCGCGGUGCGCGUGAGAGUGGGCGGAGGGCGCGUGCGCGCGGAUGGAGUGUCCCGGAGUCGCAGCCUGGACUCUUCUGACAGGGUUAGUGUGUCUUUACUCGCGAUCGCCAGAAACAUGAGGCGCAGAACAGCUCGGCUUCUCCACUUCUGGUUGUUCUAGUUUAGUUGAAGUGGUUCUGGAUCGAUUCUUCGGUGAGGAAGAGCACAUGAGAGUCCAUCAUCCCUCCUCGGUGUCGGACAUGCUAAAGCCGAGCGAGCCCAGCGGUUCUGCUUUCCUCAAAGUGGACCCGACCUACAUCCAGCACUGGCAGCAGCUGUUCCCACAGAACCCGGUGCCGGUCCCGGUGCCGGUCCCGAGAGCCAGCCUGAUCUCCGUGAGCUCGAGCUCGUCCACCGAGUCUCCCGCGCGCUCCCUCAGUCACGCGCUGUUCGACACCGGAGCCGCUUCUCAAGCCAAAGAACUUUGUUUGUCGUCCAACUUUAAGAAUGAUAAAGGCUCGCGACUGAAGCUGAGCUCCGAGGAACUGGACUAUUAUCUGUACGGGCAGCAGAGGAUGGAGAUCAUCCCGGUCAACAACAGCAACGGAGACGCCAAUAACCGCUGUGACAUGUGUGCUGAUAACCGUAACGGAGAGUGCCCGAUGCACGGACCCCUGCACUCGCUGCGACGGCUGGUGGGCACCAGCGGCUCCUCGGGGCCCGUCCCCACGCCGGACGUGCCGGACUGGCUCCGGGAUCUGCCUCGAGAGGUGUGUCUGUGCACCAGCACCGUCCCGGGCCUCGGCUACGGCAUCUGUGCGGCCCAGCGGAUCCCACAGGGGACGUGGAUCGGGCCCUUCCAGGGCGUCCCGCUCACGCUGGAGAAGCUGCAGUCGGGGUCCGUCAGGAACUCACGACACUUGUGGGAGAUCUACGAUCAGGAAGGGACGCUACUGCACUUCAUCGACGGGAACGAGCCCAGCAAGUCGAGCUGGAUGAGGUACAUCCGCUGCGCUCGACACUGCGGGGAGCAGAACAUGAUGGUGGUGCAGUACAGGUCGUGUAUCUUCUACCGGGCGUGUUCGGACAUCCCUCGAGGGAGCGAGCUGCUGGUGUGGUACAACGACAGCUACACGUCCUUCUUCGGGAUCCCCCUGCAGUGCGUCGCUCAGGACGAAAACUUGAACGUGCCGUCGACUGUAAUGGAGGCCAUGACGCGUCAGGACUCGCUCCAGCCGUUCAGCAAGAGCCCGAAGCCGUCGCCGCUGGCCCUGCGCUCCACAGUGUUCCCCCAGUCGCCCUGCUCGCGCAGCUUCUCCCUGAUGGACAAGACGGGCCACAUGGAGUCCAGUUUGAGCCAGCUGAGCGUGAAGAACCAGCGCGUGCUGGCCAGCCCCACGUCCACCAGCCAGUUGAGCUCGGAGUUCAGCGACUGGCACCUGUGGAAGUGUGGCCAAUGCUUCAAGACCUUCACGCAGAGGAUCCUGUUGCAGAUGCACGUGUGCACGCAGAACCCCGACAGACCGUAUCAGUGUGGACACUGCUCUCAGUCGUUCUCCCAGCCGUCGGAGUUGCGUAAUCACGUGGUCACACACUCCAGCGACCGGCCCUUCAAGUGCGGAUACUGUGGACGAGCGUUCGCCGGCGCGACCACACUCAACAACCACAUACGCACACACACCGGGGAGAAGCCUUUCAAGUGCGAGCGAUGCGACCGGAGCUUCACACAGGCCACUCAGCUCAGCCGACACCAGCGGAUGCCCAACGAGUGCAAACCCAUCAGCGAGAGCAGCGAAUCAAUCCAGGUGGAUUAACUGAUUGACCGGCGCCCAAUUACACGGCCAGAGAAAAUCAUGAUUAAAUGUCACGGACACUUAAGCAAAACCAAAGAUUUCCUGAGAGAAACGCUCAAUCACGCGCACAAAACCAAAAGCAGUAAUAAAAUAAGGGAGAUGUUAAGAGUUAUCGAUCCUGGCGUGGAUGGGGGUGUGGAUGGGGGCGGGGCCAAGGGUUGGGGAGAUUAUUUAUUCAUGAGUCGGUGAAACGAGUGUGUGUUUAGAAGACAGCAGAAACUCACGCUCUCGGUGUGUUUGUCUCGUUUUUACUUUCCUGCGCACUAACACAACCAGCAACACGUGUGUUCCAGUAUCUAUCAUCGUUAACGUUCGGUAAUAAAACACGACUGUUCAUGGUUCGCUUUUUAUUUGACUAAUGUUAACAAAUGAAGCUAAAUAUCUACACAUUCUUAACUGGAGAUUUAAGAUAUUAUUGAUCAAAAUGAACACAUUUCUGCCAAUUCAAAGGGAAAACAAGAUUAUUUUCAUAAGAUUAUUCAUAGAUCUAUAUAUAUUAGUGCUGUGCAACGAUUAAGCGCAUCCAAAAUUUACAUAAUAAAAUGUGUGUAUUGUGUAUAUAAUUAUUUUAUAUAUAUAAAUACACACACAUGCAUGUGUAUA
Pimephales promelas (fathead minnow) is the source of this 2538-nucleotide messenger RNA. It is a transcript of the gene prdm6, whose product is annotated as PR domain containing 6. Gene Ontology annotation, molecular function: histone methyltransferase activity; protein binding. The record is from RefSeq and is a predicted model, not a curated record. Gene Ontology annotation, biological process: regulation of gene expression. Gene Ontology annotation, cellular component: nucleus. NCBI's taxonomy places the organism in Eukaryota, Metazoa, Chordata, Actinopteri, Cypriniformes, Leuciscidae.